Paramecium pentaurelia is the source of this 2244-nucleotide messenger RNA. Lineage: Eukaryota; Ciliophora; Oligohymenophorea; Peniculida; Parameciidae. The record is from the annotation of a GenBank genome assembly.
AUGAAUAGAGCUAGGUUUGAUGAAACCAAUCGUAAAUUUUAAGUAUUUCUUAUUUCCUAUUCAUAAGGAAUAUUAAGCUGAAUUCAAAAUUCCAAUUCUACCCUCCAGUCAAUAAGAAAACUUUAAUGCUUAAACAUUUUAUAGACUUUAUCCUGAAUUGACUCCAUUUCAUGCCAUAAAACCACACCAAGCUCAAGCCUUUAAUCCAGAAAAGACUAGACUAUAUAUAGAGAGUUUAUAAAAGCAAAAUCAUGAAAUAAAUUCUGAAUUAAGACAACAAGCUCAUGAUAUUGUUACUUUGUCUUAGAUGGUUAAUACAUUGAUUGAUGAAAAUAGAAGUCUUUCAUUACUACUAGAGUAAAAGGAUUUAGAAAUGCAUUCCAUAGUUGAAACUAUGACAAUAAAUGAAGCUGAAGAAGUCUCAGAUCUAAGACAUUAGUUAAGAUUUUUGGAGGAUGAAAAUUCUGUUCUUUUAAAACAUGUUUAAGAAUAAAGAUUGUAAUUAGAUGAUAAAAUACAAGAUGGUUAUGAAUUAGAAAAACAAUUCUAAAAUUCAAAAAAAUAUUGUCUCUAACUUGAAUAAUAGAUAGAAAAACAUAAGUUAUCUGAAAUAGCAUUAUCUGAAUAAAUGCAAAUACUUAAAGAAAAUUUUAGAACUGAAAUAGAAAUUAAAAGUUCUUAUUAAUUUGAAAAUCAGAAAAAGGAUAGUGUUAUUACAUCAUUAACAUUUACAGUUGAAAAAUUAAAUAAAUAAUUAUUAUAAUUAUCAUCAGAUUAUGAAAAAUUAGAAUUAGAUAAAAAUGAAUUACAUUCUAAAAGCAAUUUGAAACUUUAUGAAUUGAAUCAAUAAUUAGAUGAUUUAAGUAAUGAAUUAUCAAAAUAUAAAAUUACAAAUGAUUAAUUAAUUCAAGAAAUCAAUUAAUAACAUGAAGAAAUUAUGAAAUAAUAAGACUAUUGUGAUAAAAUGGCUGAUUAAUGUGAUGAAAUUAUGAAUAAAUUAUCAAUGGAAAUUGAAAAAUCGUAACAACUAUAAGUUAAUGAAAAUAGAUUAUAAGAACAUAUUGGAUAAUUAAGCUUAUAAAAUACUGAAUACUAUAAUAAAUUAAAAUUAUAUUAAGAAUAAAUUAAUACAUUUAUUGAUCAAAAUAAUGAGGAUUUGGAGAAUUAGAAAUUAAAAUUUGAUUAAAUUAAAUAGGAAUUAAAAUAAGAAUAUUUGAAUGAUCUUAAAGGAAAAUAAUUAGAAAUUUAGGAACUUGAAGAGUAAAAUACAUCAAUUUCAAAAGAUUUGAAUAAUGUUAAGAAUGAAUAUGAAAUGCUUAAAAUAGAUUAUGAAUAAAUUAAAAAAGAAAUUAGUGAUUAUUAAUAAUAAAAAAGAAUCAUAGAAUAGCUUUAAUUACAAAACAGACAAUAUAAAUUAUAAUUGGAAGAAAAUAAGGCUUUAUUACAAGAAUUUGUAUCACAUAAAGGUGGAGUUUAAGCAGAUAUUGAGGAAAGAGAUAAACAUAUAUAAAAAAUUAUAAAUUAAAAAGAUGAUAGAAUUGCUGAAUUAGAAAGGGAUUUUUAAAUGUAUUAUGAAAAAUGUGCUAUUCUAUAAUAACAUCAAAAGAAUAAUGAACAUUUAGAAUAGUUGAAUUUUAAUUACAGAGAAUAAAAAGAAUUAUUUGAAUAAGAGAAUGAAAGAUUAAAAUAAGAAAUUUAAAAAUUACAAAAUUAAAUAAAUAAUUAUGCAACUAUCUAAAAAUAAUAAAAAUUUAAAGCAGAAAAAUCAAUAAUUGAAGAAAAUUAAUAACUCAGAAAAGAAUUAAAUGAAUUGGGAAAUGAAUUACAAAAAUUAAGAGAUUAAUAAGUUAAUAUGAACACUUUACCUAUACCUCCUAAAUAAGCUAGUGAAGCUGGAAGUAGAGUAAGAUAAGGAGGACCUUCUUAAGAUUUUUAAUAAACCAAACAAAAUUAAGUCUAUCUUUAACCAUAAUAAUAAAUCUAAGUAUGAAUAUUUAUAUAUAAAUUAAGCCUACAUCUCCACAUCAUUCAUAACAUUCACCUGUUCUAUCAAGAAGAAACAUUUAAGAAUCAGAUGAUGGGUCUGUUAAAGGAGGAGGUAAUACUUAAGAUAAAAAUAUGUUAAUCUCUUUUACUGAUGAUCAAAUUAAAUAAUAAUAAAUUUAAAGAUAGAGAGAUAGAGAAAAUUCUUAUCAUUCUAAUAUGUCAAAUGCUCCAUACAGAAGAAAAUCACAAUAAUAAUGA